Molecule: messenger RNA, 4962 nt
Organism: Colias croceus (clouded yellow)
Lineage: Eukaryota; Metazoa; Arthropoda; Insecta; Lepidoptera; Pieridae
Product: CD63 antigen-like
Exons: 5
Coding region: 560-1663 (367 amino acids)
Cellular component (GO): membrane
Source: RefSeq, a predicted model, not a curated record
CCCCGCGCGCGCCUGCCGUAUCUCCUCGCUUCAUAGACACUCGGGACACCCAACAAUCAAAUACACUCCAUACUAUUCAAAUGAAAAUGGACUCAGUCGUGUGAUAAACCUAUACGAGCUUUUGUAAGCACGCAAAGUUGAGGUGAUUUUAUUUCUUUUUAAAUUGGCAAACAACAUUUAUAGUGUGAUAGCAAUUAAAAUGAUUUGUGAGAAAGUGUUUUUCGCGUAAAUAGGUAGCAGUGGCGGCGGUUCGUCUACGUCAUGACACACGGUUGCAGCAACUUUAAUUAUACUACUGGCACGACAUAAUGAAGUUUAUUCAUUGUCAAAUUGAAGGAAAUAGCUCUUUGAAAGGCAAUUACAAGGGUGUAGGAGAAAGUACUUCAGCAUGCCACCUAAAACUCGUACGGGUUUGGUAGACGCACUGCACACGAUUGCGCGGCCGCUUCUGUGACUAGCAAGGUUUCGGGUGCACGGCACGGGCGGCGGAUUAGGCGUGGGGCGCGUCGUGUGGCGGCGGCGCGGGCGCGGGCGGCGCCAUGAAGCGGCGCCCGCCACCAUGACGUUGCCGCCGCCCGCGCGCCCCGCGCACUACCCCGCCGCACACCGCGCAAUGCGCUAUUACCGCAUCUGGAUAUACGCGUGCAACGGGGCUCUGCUGCUUGGUGCGCUCGCUUUCUGCGCGGCAGCAGGCCGCGCUCUAGCAGACUACAGACGCGGGCUCGUGCCGGGCUUAGGCGCCGCGCAGCCCGGUUUUCUCUACGGUUACGCGGCGUUGCCUGUGCAGGCGGGGCUGCUACAGUUACUGGGUUGCCUGGCAGCUUUACGACUUUCGGAACGCAUGCUUAACGCCUAUUGGCUAGCAUUGCUCGCUCUACUGGUCGGUGACGCUGCAAUUGGGGUUUACUGGGUAUUUCGCUUCGAACGGGUGUGUCGAGAGUUACGGCCACAGUUGCGUAUUAGACUAGCAAAAGAUUACGACACGGACGUUGAUUUCUCCGAAGCUUGGGACCGUUUACAAAGAGAACAGAGCUGCUGCGGGGUGACAGGGCCAUCCGAUUUUGCAGCGUUAAAUCGUACAAUUCUGCCUCCGAGUUGCUGUCGAAUACCAGCUCAUACACCAGCUGUCACACCGAUAUCAUUUUCCACGACGGCAACAGCUCCCGUUUCGUUCACUCCAGUUCAUUGCAUACCACACACGGCUGCCUGUGCGGAAAGGUUACUUACUUGGCUAAGAAAAACUGCGGAUGCUCUAUUUGUGUUAGGUUAUUGUGUGAUAGCAUUUCUCAAAUUUUGUUUUCUUGGAAUCCUCAGAUGCGAAAUUAAAGAGAUGAUUCAAAAAAUAAGAAUACUACGUAGCGAGUUGGGAGCUGGGGAGCUGCUCGACGGAAGUCCCCUCCACGGUGGACCUUUGUCACAAACGAUAGUAGUAAAUGCUGUAAAUGCUAACGGAGGUGUCCGCACACACGGUGGUAGUCCGGAAAGGGCGAGUGAAAGAGAAGCACUUCUCGGCAGACCUUCAGAGCCUUGCUCGAGGCGUAGCGUGCACGAAGAUUCAUUAGGACCUAAAACCGUUAACGGUAACAACAAUUGCGAAAUGCGAGAAUUGGCUCGAGGCGAUUACAGGCCCCUAGCGACAGACAGCGCAGCGACUAGAAUCUGACUAAGAUGUUACUUGGAGCGGUUGUUUGGACGGCGGUGGCGUUCGUUCCCGGCCGCUGGCUUCGAGGCGGAGCCCCCAAUGAUGCACAGCAUGCCUGUGUGCGUGCGUCGGUCGGGGGCUCGCGUGCGCCUCGACCACCGCCGCCACACGCGCUCCGAAUUCGAACUUUAAACCUGGCGUGCCGGGCCAGUAGAUCACUGAACAUUCAAUAGUAUCGCAGUUCGAUUAGUAUCAAAUUUGUCGUGAUUAUGUGUAUUUUCAAGUUCAUAUUAGUAAAUUGCAAACUGUUUCAGGAUGGUUUUCGAUGUUGUAGUGUUAUUUAUUAGAAACAUCCUCGUUUCGGACCGUUACGUUAGAAGUGUCACGGGUAAAACGGUUUUACUCGACGAGCAAAGCUUGUGUUUAGUUCCUAAUGCAUGGCAGUUAAAGUAUUUCUCGUGUAAGAUUAGACGGUAAUUCAAUGUGAAGUACUUUCAAAUCAAUGAGAGUGUUGAUGACUCAGUGUUUGAGUGGGACCGACUUGGAGCUAUUUACCAAAGAACUUACUGUACAGUGUUAUCAUGAGCAUAUAAAAAGUGUAAAAAAUAGGUUCAGUAAUUAAAUAUUUUUAUAUUUCGCUUAGAUAUAAGUUUUGGCUUAAAUUGCAUUCCAUUACAUUGUUUCGAUUAAUAAUCUAAAAAGUUUUUAAAUUCGUCUUAUCAAAUUUUUAUUAGUGCUGUAGUUAAACUUUGUAAUUUUAUUUAAUUCCUAAUUUUUAAUUCUUUAAAUUGAUGGAAUUCUAACGAACUUGCUACCCAAAUUAUUCUCGACUCCUUGAUAUAUUAAACGGUUUCCUUAGGUACGGUGUGAUAAACAUUUCUAUUACAAUUUAUCGUUGAGAUGCAUAAAGUUUUGUCUUUACUGGUUAAACAUGCCCUAGUUUUGCUUUCCCUUUUAGAUAGAUUUAUUUUGUAUUUUCAUGACAGAGACAGGCUGAUCUGCGCAGCCUGCAACUUUAUCGAAUUUUAACAUCAGCCACUGAGGAUUUUUCCUUACUACUAAGAUUACUUUAGACAUUUCGAGGAAAAUAAAUGUUUGGAUUGAAACAUUUUCGAACAAGCGGAAUAUAUUAUGAAGUACAUUUCUAUUUCGAUGUUGAAUGUCGUUUUAAAAUAGAGCGGAUCUUCAGUGGCUUCAGAUAUAAAUGUUGAAUGUAAAUAAUAGAUUUAUAAUGUAUGUAACAUUAGUAGAAGAGUACAUUGCAUGGACAGAUUGACAAAAUAGUACUGAUAUGAGCUUAUACGACGUAGUGCCUACGAUAAUAAAUGCUUAAACAAUAAAAAAGCAACAUUUACUGAGUCUUUUAUUUACGGCAAAUAAACUUUCGUACAAUAUUUAAUGUCAUACAGUUGUUAGAAGAGUUUACAUAAUAAUUUAUUCUGUACAAUGUGCUGAUGUCUUCAGAUUGAUUGUACAGUCGGAGGAACUAUAGAUGGCUGUGUCAAAGAGGUGAAACCUUUGAGAAAAAUAUUGAAUAAAUAAUUAUAUCUAAAUGUAUCCCUUAAAUGUUAGAUACACGAGUUACAGACCGUGGGGAUGAAAAUUAAAUACGAUCGUAUUGUUACGCGUGAUUACAGAAAUUGGACAUAGACCAUGUAAUAAUCGAACCUAAGAUUUUAUAAGGAACCAAAUAACAGUUUACAUGUUCAUAGCACCAGAAGCUCAUCAAAAUAGUAUUUAGAACUAUCGCCUCCAUUAACAUUAUAUCUAAAAUAAUAAAAUGUAAUCAAUGACGGGGCUGCGCCUACUUUAUCGAUAUUUCUAAUAUUGUUCAAACUAAUCCUUUUGCUUUUCUUUUCAUCUUUACUUACAUACUGGAGAAUUAUUAUUUGUGUGAUUCGAUCGAGAGAGAAAGGCGCGGCCACGUACAUUUGCUACCCAACAUAACUACAUGUUUGUACUAAUAUUACUGUAACUUUUUAGAAAUAUUAUAACGAUUAUGAAUUACUAAUUAUUAUGUUUGCUUAGAGUAGGUAAUAAUUCUGAUUUUAUGCAGAUAACUAAAUAGUUUUUUAAUAUUGUUGUCACUGAAUGUACCAAUCUUAUUAAAUUUGUACCUAUAUUCGGAAAGUUGAAUAAUUUGUAGUUAGGAUCAAAUCUACAUCCUGCAACUCUUCCAAAACGAUAAAUUAACAUGUGCCUUGGCUUAUGAAAUGUUAUGUUUUAUUUAUAAAAUAACAUAAAAAUAUGUAAAACAAAAUUAUUAAAUGAAAUGUGUACCUCGUCACUGACGUGCUGCCUGUACCUCUUUGUGUUGUUCUAUUAUGCUACUCAUUAGUAAUUCAGCUUGCAUUGCGAUUUAAGCUAUUAGGUAUUAUUCAAAACAUAUUUCACUUUUAUAAGAAAAUGUAUAAUUAUUACGAACUUUUACGAAUUACACCUUAUUUACCAAUGUCGGCAAUGUGAAAAUUACAGUACCUACAGUGAAAUCUCGUGAAAUUUAUAGUUAAAAACGCAAUGCAGGCUUAUGUCGAGUUACGAGAUUAUAAUAAUUUAUCUAUUAGAUGAUUAUUUUGUUACUAAAAUAUUGUCUACUUUUUAGAGAAACAAUCUAAAGGUUUUUUUGUUAUUUAAUUUGUUAACGACUUCAUGAUAGUGCUGUAGAUGUGUGUAAAAAUUACAGAUUAUACUACUAUGAAAUACCACUCUUGAUUUGACUCUUGUUUUAUAUUUUGAAAUAAUAACGAGUCCACUUAUUUUUAAAAUAUGUACAGUUACGUACUAAUAUAUAUAUAUAAGUACAUAAUUAUAUCAUGUAUAUUUCGCAGUCAAAUUGCAUUAUUUCGCCACUUACAGACGCUUGGCAUUUUGUGAUACGUCAAGAAUUCGUAAUCGGAAGUUUUUGGCACGUUUAUGGUUUGGAUAAGGGGGUGGGUUAAGUUAGGUUUGUUUUUUUUUACUACACAGAAAUACGAGCCCCGCGAAGUGGGGCUCCGUCGGCUCGCGACCGUCUUUUUGUAGAAUUUUGGAAAAAGUAAAUCCUAAGCAUUUUACAAAAUGCCGAGCAUUUUUAAACGACGAAAUAAUACAAUUUGCCUGCGACAUGUAUAAAUUAAUAUGAAUAGACAAUGGCAAGAAAUUAUUAUAAUUUUCAUAUCAUCAGAUUUUCAUGCUAUGUAAUAAUUUUAAGUAGUUUUUAUUUUAAUGUGUGUUUAUCAAUUCUUGAUGUAGAGUUGUUGCAACUUUCCGAAGGUACGCACUAGGCGACUGAGAGCUAAUAUUAUCAUAAUGAAUGCAUAAAUUAAAGUUUGUUAAAAAUG